This is a messenger RNA of Rhipicephalus microplus (southern cattle tick), 2257 nucleotides long. RefSeq names its product radical S-adenosyl methionine domain-containing protein 1, mitochondrial-like. NCBI's taxonomy places the organism in Eukaryota, Metazoa, Arthropoda, Arachnida, Ixodida, Ixodidae. Gene Ontology annotation, biological process: porphyrin-containing compound biosynthetic process. The record is from RefSeq and is a predicted model, not a curated record. Gene Ontology annotation, molecular function: coproporphyrinogen oxidase activity; 4 iron, 4 sulfur cluster binding. Gene Ontology annotation, cellular component: mitochondrion; cytoplasm.
UCCUUGGAAGUUUAAGUGUAGACUAAUUGUGCUUUUUCAAGAAACACAGCUACGAGGCGUGCCGCUGUGUUUCUAGUCUCGUGAAAUAAUGUUUAGGAACGUCGUUUUAGCCAGUAGGUGUCGCGUUUUAGUUGCGCAGAGUCGCGCACGGCGCAUUCAUUCGGAGUCAAGUUCGUUGUAUGUCCACUGGCCGUAUUGCGAGAAGCGAUGCACCUACUGCAACUUCAACAAGUACGUCAGCCGAAACGUUGACCACGACUUGAUGAUCGAAUGCCUCGUACGGGAGUUGACGACAGCAUUGCGAGGCAGCAAAGUUUCUACGAUUACGACGGUGUUCUUCGGGGGAGGCACUCCGACUCUCAUGCGACCUGGUGAUGUGGAACGCGUCUUGCGAGCCGUUUCCCGGCUGACGGUGACGCCAAUUGAAGAGGUUACGAUGGAAUGCAACCCGAGCCCUUCAGCGAGAGACAGCCUCAGGGACUUCAAAGAGGCAGGGGUGACGCGACUCUCAAUUGGAAUGCAGAGCUUGUGCAGCGAUGUCGAGCUCGCGUCUCUGGGGCGGACACACACUGUGGAGGAGAGCAUGGAGUGUCUCGACCGAGCCGUGCACCUCUUUCCUGGCCAGGUGUCGGUCGAUGUCCUGUACGGCCGACCAGGGCAAACUCUUGACAGCUGGCUGCAAGAAGUGCAACAGGUGGUUCAGCUUGGCACAGCACAUGUGUCUCUGUACGAGCUUACCCUCGAAAGGGGCACUCAGCUGUUCAAGGAAGUCCAGGCAGGCUUACAGUCCCUGCCUAGCAGUGAGACAUGCUCCCAGAUGUACUUGGCAGCUGUUGAGGUCUUGGAGUUGCAAGGUGUUCUACGCUACGAGGUGUCCAACUUUGCACGCAAGGGCCAUGAGUGCAGGCACAACCAGGCGUGCUGGAGAGGGCUGCAGUAUCUGGGCAUAGGGCCAGGUGCACACAGCCGCGUGCUUGUAGGCGAAGGUCAGUGGGAGGCACGGGUGCAGACCCUGGAGCCCAAUCCGUGGAUUCACGAGGUUUCAACGCGAGGCCACGGGACACGCCUCACACGAUCGCUUACAAGGCAGGACCGCCUGGAAGAGCUGCUCAUGAUGGGACUGCGUACUGCUUGUGGAAUUAGAGACCAGGACUGGCGAGUUGUGUCCGGAGGCGUUGGCUUGGUCGACAACUUUGCAGGUUGUGCGGAAACUGCACGGCUGCUCGACGCUGGCUUGCUACUGCUUGAUGAAAGCUGCCUGCGUGCCACAAAAGCUGGGAUGAAUGUUGCGGACAGCCUGGUCUCCUCCAUGCUGCCGCAGCUGAGGGCGAGAACUAGCAGCUAGGCUGCCAAGGAGUUUCCUCCACGGGUCCAUGUCACGGUCUUCCCGGCCACACGUGUGCAAUGCACGUUUUGUUGCUGUGCUUGAACCGUUCGUACGCAACUCUGUAAGUCGGAGCAGCUGUUUUUGCAUUUUCUAAGGGCCCCCUGCAAGACCUCCAAGACUCGACAAAUGGCUUUGCAUGUGUGCGUUGGUCACACCUUGUGUUGGCUCUCCGGACACCGAGAUUCUUAGUAUAGUAACUAGCGUGCAUAAGCAGCACAGAUCACACAAAACUGCAAAAGGAGAAAAAUGCAUUUGAAGGUUCGAAACAUUUUUUUUUUUUACCAUAGAGUUGUCAGAAAUCCAUAAUCUUUAGCCAUAAUGUACAAGAGAACUUUGAGAAGCACUGCAAGUUAUUGAACUGUCCUGCAGCAUAGGUUCUGCCUUCAUGAUCCUUGCGAGCACACGCUUCGAGCCGUGCCUUUUCACUCUACGACGGUGAGCCAUUGCUUCUGCUGUCAAACGCCCGACAUCCUCUUGAUGCGCUUCGAAUCGCAGGAAUCGCUGAAAGCAACUAGGAUCUCUAGAUCGGAGUAUGUUCAGCUCUUUCAGAAUGUGCUCGAAACUAGCAUGACCCUUAUUAAACUCCAGGAUUGCGAUAGCUGCGGCAGUCUCGACAACUCUUCGGGAGACCAUUUUGGUCUUAGGGCAAAGUGGCCCUAUCCUUCUGAAACCCGAGACAUGACGUAUUAAAAACCAGCACUUUUUUUUAACUAAUUGAAUUUAUCAGCAUACAGAGAUAAUUCUGAUAUGAUUCUUUAUUUUCUAUGACGUUGCGUUGAAAAGUUAUCAGAUGUGCAAUAUAUUGCACACUGGGACUAAGUUGUCAAAAAAACCCGUGGGACACGAUGUCAUAGACACGCGCUUUUAUUG